AUGUCUUCUCCCGUCGAAGUAGUUACCGCCACUAUUAUGCAGUCCGUGGACCCCGCUGAAGUUUCCGCGGCAACCAUCCAAGCAAUCGUUGCCGCAAUCAAGCCGGACCUCGACCGGUUUGAGAAGGAGCGCGCCCAUCUGCAGAGCCAAUGCCAGGAUCUGUGGGUCGAGAAGGACAACAUGUACCAUCAAGCCACGAUGGAAGUCUCUCGACUCACAGAGGCAAGCAAGGCGCAGAAGGGCGCCAUUGAGCGGGCCAAGAAGGUCCUGAAGGGUGUUGUUGGUGACCGACACCGUGUCCGUGUCGACAACCGCCGCCUCAAGCUGAAGAUUGCUCAGCUUGAGCAAUCUUACGGCAUGAUGGUUAUCGACGUGGACGUCGGUGCCGAGGCAGAGUGUGCGCGCCUAGAGGCCAAGAAUGCGGCCCUUGAGGACGAACUCAAGGGUCUGCAGGCCGAGUACAUGGAGCUGGUGGAAAAGUCCGAGGAGGAGCAGAAGAGCGCCUCGGCUAUGCUGUCGCAGGUCCAAGACCAAGCAGUCAAGGACGCAGCUAGCCAGGUGGCGACUGCGAAGGAAGAGAUGGAGAAGGUCGUGCAGGAGAUGCGGACCAAGAUGGAGACCCAAGUGACCGAGAUGCAGGUCAAGAUGGAGACCCAGGUGACCGAUAUGAAGGUCAAGGUGAAGGCCCAGGUGGCCGAGAUGAAGGUAGGGAUGGAGAUGGAGAUGAAGGAGGAAGCGAAGGAGUUCGCCAAUGACCUCCAUGAGAAGUACACUUCUCAGAUGCGCGAGCACUGUGCCCAGUUCAAGGGCGAGUGCCAGUAUGAGUACGAGAAGGAACUCACGCUUACCAAGCGUGGGUUGUUUGACCGUCUCUGCUGGGGCCUUCAAUUCCCUCCUGAUUCAUCUCCAACCGACCCCUUCACUCCGGACCCCUUCACCCCUGGUCCCUCCGUUCUCGUCACCCCAUCUACCCGUCCGUCCACUCCUCCCUCUCCUCUCUCUUCCCCUCCCGACUUCAACACCCCCCCGACCCCGACCCCCCCGACUCGUGUGUUCAGCAAGACCGGGCGCUAUCGUAAGGAGUGCAACUCCUCGAACGAAGCGCUCGCUCUUGCACGAGAAGAACACUACGCGGUUCAAGAUGCCGCCACGCUUGUUCUCCAGAAGGCACUUCUGGAGGACAGUAUCAAGCGUUUUGGCGUGCAGACAAAGCCUGCCGCGGAGGUUGCGCCUGAGGAGGCCAACCACGAGUACGUCCCAAAGCCGGCUCUCCUCACAAUCCAAGAUCUUGGAGAGGUUGAACAGGAGCUGAAGAGCUUCCAAGAACCCGUUCAACCUUCAACCCAAGAUCUUGGAGGAGUCGAGCAGGAGCUCAAGAACGCGCUGGGCCAACGAAGGCUCCAGCAGCGUCGCUUGAAGCGGGGGGACGAAACGAGGAAGGGUGGGAUGUCGAAGAGACGUUCCAACCAGUAGACCAUCCUGUACCAUCGACCACCUCGGCGCACAAGGCCCGAACCUUGUGUGGCCCUCUAGUGAAGGACGACCAUCCCAUCGACAACCUUCACCGUCGACAAGAACACCGCAGCGUGCCCCGGACAACGCAACCAUCCAUCUUCUUCUUAGGCUUGACAAGAACACCGCAGCUGCCCCGGUUAAUGCACCAAUAUCCACCUAGUUUCCGUCGUGGAUAUCGAAUCUCGACAACGGCCAAGAACACCGCAGCGUGCCCCGGAUAACGCAUACCCCUAUCUACAGCCCGAUAAUAUCACAUAUCCUCUUCUUCGACAUGAAAAGAACACCGC
This is a messenger RNA of Annulohypoxylon maeteangense, 1802 nucleotides long. RefSeq lists its product as uncharacterized. Lineage: Eukaryota; Fungi; Ascomycota; Sordariomycetes; Xylariales; Hypoxylaceae. The transcript has 2 exons. The record is from RefSeq and is a predicted model, not a curated record. Bases 1 to 1473 code for a protein of 490 amino acids.